UUCCUCCGCGCAGCGCGCCAUUGACUGGACCGAGCAACUUAUUUAAGGCUGGAAAGUGACACAGGGGCGCCUCAUCUGCGCCGGCCGCGCUCCGCCGGGCAGCCCGGCCGCACCGAGCCCAGCGCCGCGGCGCAGGAUGCCGCCCGGGUGACCGCCCCUCGCCCGGCCGCCGCCUCGCAGCUCUCCGGACAAGGAGCCGUGUCCCGCCGCUGCUCCGCCAGGACCGCGGGAAGGGGCUUUCUUUUGGGGUGCUUUUUGUGCUGCUGGAUUUGGGGAUUUUUUUUUUUUUUUUUCCCCCUUUUUGGCUUUUUAAUUUUUUUUUUUUUUCCACUCUUCUUCUUUCUCCCCUCCGGACUGCGUUUUCGCGGAGAGUUCAUCGCCCUCCCCGCCCCGCGCCGCCGGGCUCCGGCCGAGCAUGGAGAAGUACGAGGAGGACAUGGCACUGAAGGCCACCAAGUUCAUGGAGGACCUGUCCCUGUACGAGCCCUGCCCGGAGAGUCCGUACAGCCGGGGCGGCCGCCGGGACCUGGCGCUGCACCCCGACCUGGAGGAGACCAAGCGGGUCAUCGCCGCCCACAUGACGGCGGAGCAGCGGGGCCGGAAGAUGAACGGCACCGCCGCGCCGCCGCCGCCUGCUGAAGGCUUCCCCGCCGCCGCCCCCUGCGGCAAAGCCGCCCCGCUCCGCGCCAACGGCCGCGCCGCCGCCGAGCCGCCCCCGGGCGCGGGGCCGCCGUGCUGCGAGGAGGGGCUGUGCACCCGCUCCGAGGUGGCGCUGCCCUGCUACAGCGGCUUCGCCGACAAGGGCAAGCGCUACUCGGCCGAGGGCUACCGCUACGCCGCGGGCAGUGCCUACGAGGGCGGCUACGUGGCCAAGGGCGGCGGGCGGGCGCCCGGCGGCCCGGACGGCAAGUUCGGCGCCGCCAGCCCGCGGGCCAGCCUGGCCGCCGCCUCGCCGGGCCCCGCCGCCGAGCACGGCAAGUUCUCCAGCCCGCGCUCCAGCUUGGGCGGCGCGGUCGCGCUGCCCUACGAGAAGUUCUCCAGCCCCCGCUCCAGCCUGGUGGUGCCUGGGCAGGACAAGUACGGCAGCCCCCGCGCUAGCCUGGUGCAGUACGACGGAGCCGCCCUCAGCCCCCGCUCCAGCUACGCCAGCACGGCCAGCGACACCAGCAAACACUCCAGCCCCCGCGCCAGCCUCACCGGCUACGACGGCGGCGGCAGCAAGCCCAGCAGCAACCGCACCAGCGGCAUCAGCAUGGGCUACGACCAGCGCCACGCCAGCCCCCGCUCCAGCACCGCCAGCCAGUACUCCUGCACCGCCAGCCCCCGCUCCAGCUACUCGGACUCCAGGUACGGCCCGCCGGGCAGCGCCGAGCCCGAGGGGGCGGGCGGCGCCGGGCUCGCCCUCGCUAGCCCCCGCUCCAGCCUCUGCGGCCCCGAGGGCCGCGGCUCGGCCGGCCCCGCCGUGGUCAGCCCCCGCUCCAGCAUCUCCAGUCAGAGCUCGCGGAGCUCCCGCGGCUCCAUGAGCGCCUACCCCGAGCUGCAGCUGCCGUCGCCCCGCUCGUCCCUGCUGGGGCCCGGCCUGCAGGAGGACGGCGCCGUGCCCGAGCUGGGGGACGUGUACCACCGGAUCCAUGCCCAGUCCCCGCCGCGGCACGAGCAGCAGCACCCGGCCGGCGCCCCCGAGCCGCCGCCCCCCUACGCCUACAGCCCGACCAAAGGCUCUGCUUCGGCUCCAAAAUUCAAGCUCCCCUACCAAGUGACGCCGUGCCGGGAGAGCGGCCCCAGCCAGGCGGAGAGGCGGCUGGAGGCGCUGACGCUGGAGCUGGAGAAGGAGCUGGAGAUGCACAUGAAGAAGGAGUACUUCGGUAUUUGUAUAAAAUGUGGAAAAGGUGUGUAUGGAGCGAGCCAGGCUUGCCAAGCAAUGGGUAACCUCUAUCAUACCAACUGCUUCACGUGCUGCUCUUGUGGGAGAAGACUACGAGGAAAAGCAUUCUACAAUGUCAAUGGCAAGGUGUACUGUGAAGAAGACUUCCUAUAUUCAGGUUUUCAGCAAACAGCAGACAAGUGCUUUGUUUGUGGACACCUCAUAAUGGAAAUGAUCUUACAGGCCCUUGGAAAGUCCUACCAUCCUGGCUGCUUCCGCUGUGUGGUCUGUAACGAGUGUUUGGAUGGAGUCCCCUUCACUGUAGAUGUGGAGAACAAUAUUUACUGUGUCAAAGACUACCAUACGGUUUUUGCACCAAAAUGUGCUUCCUGUAACCAGCCGAUCCUCCCAGCACAGGGCUCCGAGGAGACCAUCCGGGUGGUGUCGAUGGACAAGGACUACCACGUGGAGUGCUACCACUGCGAGGACUGUGGCUUGCAGCUCAAUGAUGAAGAAGGCCAUCGUUGUUACCCCCUAGAGGGCCACUUGCUCUGCCACAGCUGUCAUAUCAGGCGCCUUAAUAUCAAACUGCCAUCACAUCCACCUCCAAGCUACCCCAUGCAUGUCACAGAACUCUGAAAGAUAUUUUCAUGAUCAAUAAGUAGUUUGAAAGAGAAGACAAAAAUCUAAAAAUUACUUCCGUGUUCCUUUAAAGAUGAGGUUCCAGUAACAACCAUCUAAACCACCUAUUUAUUUUUUGAAUCAGAGGUGAGGGGUCCUUUUCUGAUCUUGUACAUAUGCAUUCUUUUAUCUAGACAUUUUCACUGAGACACCAUCUACUUGAACAAAUAAUUCACCACUAAACUGUAACUGUAAAUGGCAGCAUUUCUAAAAACAAUGGUACAAAGGGCUGUUCUGCACUUCCUACUCACUUCCUUUAGUGGAGAUUUCACCCAAGUAAGGAGUGUAGAAUUACUUUCCAAAAGUUAGCACCUUAUCAUAUUGCAACAAGCAUGAUAAGAUAAAUGCUAGCAUUUUAGCUAGUUUUGUUGAAUUCUGGUCUUAGAGAAUACUUAGAUUCCAGAAGUAGGGAAUAGGCAGCAAGCAGGUGUUUUAGCCAGGGCAGUUUUCAGCGAGCUUAAAAAGAAGGGUGUUCUGUGAAGAAGCGUCACGCCAGCUCUCCCUCCUACAGGAUCCCACAGUCAUCCAAAGACUAAUUAUUUAGCUUGUUCAAGAAAUAUGGCAAGCGUUUGAUGUAAAACCCACGGUACAGAAGAUUGUAUCCAAGAGAUUGGCACGUGCAGGGUCAGCAGUUGCAGCCCUCUGUAACUGCUGGGUGUGUAGCCGUGGCUUCAAAAUGCAUUCCUAUCAACUGGACCAUUUGGCACUUACUAAAGAAUUCAUCUUUCAAACCUGUUUUUUGUUUAAUAGGGGUCUAUGCAAAGGUACACUUGUCUUUAUACUGCUUGUUGUAUCCAAGACUUCAUUUGUUACCAACUGCUUUAUGAUUGUAUGUUGAGACAUUAUUAAAGAGAGGCACAGUGGUUUGGUAUUACCUUUUCAGCUUUGUGUUCUUUUCGAGGUUACUUUUGAACUGAUUAUGGUGGUUGUCUUCAUUGGAAAACAAAGUGCAGUUUAGCAGGAACAGUAAUUUAGAGAGUCAGACCAUUGAAACAUCAGUAUUUACAAGUAUUAGCUGUACAUAGAAUGUACAUGCUUUCAUGUUUUGCAUAAGUUUUUACAGUACCCUCAGACCUCUGGGGAGAAAUAUAUGUCUUCCAUAUAGGAAGUUAGAUGAAUCUUUUUAUGGUUUGUUUUCUACCAUGUGCUGAUGUUUUACAUGCAAAUCACACAUCUGUAUGUCAAAAAAAUUCCUUGCACUCUCAUGAGAAUUGACCCAGCCUUCCUGAAGCUGCAAUUUAUCAUUGCUGUCUUUAACUGUAUUCAAAGUUACAAUAAAAUAAAAUUCUUCAGCUCCAGAGAAAGUAGAAAUACCAGACCGACUUCUUGGCAUGUGUAAACUGGGACAUUUCCAUGCCAGUUCUCAGCACUUGAGAAUCUGCCCGAUCCAUUCGGAAAUGAUCCCGUGUUAAAUUCAGCAUGCAGACUGAUGGAAUGACUUAUUUGGCAACACCAUUGCAGUUUAGUUUCUUAUGCUCCAUUGACUUUUUGAAAGCCAUUUGUGGUGCUCUUGAAAAGCACAAAGAGCAUCCAAUGGCCACUAAUUCGUAAGUGGAAUAAUUAACUCCCUUAACAGAACUUUUUGAUAGUCUGGAAUUUCAUUAUGGGGAAAGGUGGGGGGGUGGGAGAACAGGAAAAAUUCCUGAGAACUAUUUUUUUCUGUUAGUAAGGAACAAAAGGGACGCUUCCUGAGCUUCUGCCAGACUUCCAUUGGCCUAGAUUAACCUGUCGUACUGAAUGCUCCUGGGCAAAGUAAUUUUGUAGUUAAUAUAUAUCAGGUUAUAAUUAACAUUUUUAGUGUGAAUACCAGGAUUUGAAGGAACUACAGUGCAAUCAGUGCCCCAUUUCUACACUGUGGUCCAGGAGGCCUGGCCUGAAAAUAAGAGGCUGGGAGUGCACAUGCACUUCUGCAUUUGCAGACUCUCCCUCUGUGUCCAUAGUCAGCAGUCCAGCCUCAGGAGGAAGUGGAACUACAUGUGCCAGCAAAUUUUGGAGAAAGGGGAAAAAAAGUCUUAAACUGGCUUGUAUGACUAGGUCGAUUCCUUUAGGUUAUUACAAACAUGGAAGGUGCCAGAGCUUCAGGAUAAACUUUUAGCAUCAGCUGCAGUGGAAUGCUUUUUCCAUUGCAGGAGGGUGCUUUGGAACACAUUUUGGUUUGAGGCAUUUUCACUUGCAUGUAUUUACAAUAUAUGUUGAGGGCCCCAAAUUAAGAAAAGAUCAUUAAAAUACACAGAGAAGGUUUGGGUCUGUUCCUGGGAACAAAUAACAGUUACUUGCUGAACUGGAAAAAUGCUUUGCUCUACCAGUGGAGAAGCAAAACCUUGACACUGACAGUGGACAGAGCUGGAGGUGACUUACUCUGGCAUUCAGCCCAGUCCUCUGCUAGCACCUUCCUGAACACUUUGCCUCUAUCAGGGGCAGGUUUAAGUUUCCAACAUACUUCCAAGGGACAGCACACUUUCAAACGUACAUACCAAACCUUUUCUUCUUUUUUUUGAAAAUGAUCAUCCUGUAGAACAGAAUAAUAUUUAAUUUCAUUUCACGUGCUGAUUUUUCAGUCUCUUGUAGUUCUGUGCAGUUCUGAUCUAUUAAGUGUCAUCAUGGCAAAAAUUCUGAAAGGUAGUAUGUCAAUAUAGAAUAAGCAAUUUGUUUAAAACCAGAAAGCAGCAGUUGUUGUUCUAGUAUUUUCUAUAGACAGAUGCAUUCCAUUACUGUAUUACGAAGUACAGCUUUGCUUUUCCAGCAUUUACUAUAAAAACUGGGGCUUGAGUGAAAUUUGCCAGGCUGGGUUGGGUUUUUUUCCAAAUCAAAGAGAAAAAUAAAAUCAAAAUAAUUAUGUGCUGUACUCUAGUGCUAGUGACAGUUUCUGUGCAUUUUACCUCCUGCCUGGGCAAUUAUGUAAAUGAGAAAUCUUGUUUUAAUUAUUUUCUUCUGGAAUAUUCUUAUGUUAAAUCAGUUCAACACCGAUGAAAACUUCCUAAGUUCAUCUUACAGUGCAAUUGUUCUUCCGAAGCCUUUACUGUACUUUCAGAAUAUUUCCAUCAAGUUACAUCAGUUCUCAUUUGCAUCAGGCCUACACCUUGCUGUGCAGGCAGGGAAUCUCCCCAAGCCCCUCCAGCACAAGCUGCUGUGGGCGGUGCAGGAUCCCUCACCCACGGGAGGAUGUGUUCCAAAGAAAGGACCAAAAUAAUCAUUUGAAAACAAAAGAAUGCACUCAGAGAAUUGAGCUUACAGAGAGGGUUUGUUUGGGUUUCUUUCCUUUUCCUUUCACGUGUGUGCACGUGCGUGUAUAUAUUUUGUAAGGUGGAGCUUCAGAAGGAAAACAUGGUUAGAGGAGCUCUUUAAGACCAGAAAUUCCAGAGUAGUAAAGUAAACCAAAGCUCUAAAGGAGACAAAAGCUGCUUUCUUGUGUUUCAAGAAAAGUUUAAAAGUUUGUGAUUCAUCCUGUAACUAAUGCCGUAACUAGAGUAUAUAAUUUGACUUAAAUUAAGUUUUCAUUUGAGAAAUAUUUUCAUUUUCUUUAAAAGAAUAUAGUUUUCUUCCAAGAACUUGGACCAACGUUGAUUUUUGUUUUGUAGGAAAUAUAUGAAUUCCCAGUUUGUAUAUCAUGUAACUAGUUUACAUGCUGAAAAUAUACAUUAGUUAACUAUUUUUGUGUAUAUAUAUCCUUGUAAAACCUUUCAAUGUGCUUCUGUCUUUUAGUCUUUAGAAUUACUUGUGGUUUUGUGUUUCAGUGUUUGAUUCCCUUGAUUGUUGAAGAAAAAAAUUGGGAAUGUAGAUUUAUUUAUCUAAAGAAGAAGCUACUUGCUAUCUUCUUAAGUUAUUUAAUAUUAAAGUCAGAAGUUUCAUUUAACCUUAGAUGCUAUAAUCUGCUUUUUUCAAUAAAGACAUUUUGUAGUUA
Messenger RNA from Corvus hawaiiensis (hawaiian crow), 6446 nucleotides. It is a transcript of the gene WTIP, whose product is annotated as WT1 interacting protein. The record is from RefSeq and is a predicted model, not a curated record. NCBI's taxonomy places the organism in Eukaryota, Metazoa, Chordata, Aves, Passeriformes, Corvidae. Gene Ontology annotation, cellular component: nucleus; P-body; transcription regulator complex. The transcript has 8 exons. Gene Ontology annotation, molecular function: transcription corepressor activity. Gene Ontology annotation, biological process: negative regulation of hippo signaling; positive regulation of miRNA-mediated gene silencing; cytoskeleton organization. Bases 416 to 2503 code for a protein of 695 amino acids.